Plectropomus leopardus (leopard coralgrouper) is the source of this 1054-nucleotide messenger RNA. It is a transcript of the gene dynll2b, whose product is annotated as dynein, light chain, LC8-type 2b. Gene Ontology annotation, cellular component: cytoplasmic dynein complex. Gene Ontology annotation, biological process: microtubule-based process. Gene Ontology annotation, molecular function: dynein intermediate chain binding. NCBI's taxonomy places the organism in Eukaryota, Metazoa, Chordata, Actinopteri, Perciformes, Serranidae. The record is from RefSeq and is a predicted model, not a curated record.
GCAGAGACGCACGCUUUCUUUUCUUAAAUGAGCGAAAAACGGUGUGGCUGCCCGUGACACACAACUCCAAAGAAUUUAACUUCGCCGAGAAAAGUCAAAAAAAAAAAAGCCAAAAUGACUGAGAAGAAGGCAGUGAUAAAGAAUGCAGACAUGCCUGAUGAAAUGCAGCAGGAUGCAGUGGACUGUGCCAUGCAAGCCAUGGAAAAGUACAACAUCGAGAAGGAUAUUGCCGCCUAUGUCAAAAAGGAGUUUGACAAGAAGUACAACCCCACAUGGCAUUGCAUAGUUGGGAGGAACUUCGGAAGCUACGUGACGCAUGAGACCAAGCAUUUCAUCUACUUCUACCUGGGUCAAGUGGCCAUUCUACUUUUCAAGUCAGGCUGAUAUCCAAACAUGCCCUCCGAAAACUACUUUUAAGUCAGCCCUUAAUACUUCUGUGCCAUGCUGUACAUUGGCUACCACCUUUCUGCAGACAUGCCUACCUCCUGGUUUCCUGCAUGCUACAGUCCAUUUUUGUUUGCCACCUACAACACUACCACCAUCGGUGGAUGGCGCUUUAGUCAUGCCUGGACUGGUGACAUGCCCAAAGUACAAAAUGCCAAUUUCAAACUACUUCCCAUUCCAGCACUCAGUCAGCAUUUUCACAUCUGACCGACUCACCAUGACUCAUAAUUUCCAGAUGUUAUUUUUUGCUGUGCAUUGAUGCGCAGGCUUUGUACAUUGUUUCAUAUGGAUAUGUUGUAUAAUAACUUAUUUUUCAUGGACUUAAAAGGAGCAACAGAAAGUUUUUGUUGAAAUGACGUUAAUUUUCAGUGUUGACUGAGAUUGAAUUUAACUCAAGACUGUUGCUUAAACUUGAUAGAGAGUUAAAAUGACUAGAGGUUAAAGGUUUUGUACAUGCUUAAACAUUCCUGUUUCCACUUCAGUUGUGAAUCUUUACAAUGUGACUGCUGUAAAUCUCUGGAAUGUAAUUUAAUGUGCAGUUUGGUAUCGUGAUAUUUUCAACAUGUUGAGCACAAAUCAACUUUGACACAGUAAAUUGGUUCAAAAUGUG